AAUGCACAAUACUGAUAUGGAGAAAAGUCCAGGAUUUGGAAAGAAGGUGGUUGCACUAUCAGCUUAUGUUAAUUCUUAUAUGCCUAUUAUAAGUGAUAAAACGUCAAAGGAAGUUAGAGCUGAAUACGACGCAGUGAAAACUUUUAAAGGUGCAAGAAGUAUGCACAGAACAACACACAGUUUUGGGUAUGAAAGAGAUCAAGCCAAAUACGAAACGGAAACCUCCUUAUCUCAUGGAGGUAAUCGUUCACAAGAUAUACCACAGAGACCUCAAAUGGCGCCAUGUCAACAUCUUUCCAAUUUCGAACGUUUAGGGACAGACAGCCACAUGGACUUGACAACCAAUUACUCAACUAACUAUAAAUUGAGGCCAUCAAUACAUAGGCAGCAUGAUAAAUUGGCGGCGAAACGCAUGAUGGCAAGCACAAACUUAAAAGAGUCACUUGUUCGACAACCACAGCAAUGUUCCGCUCCAAUUUCUCAAUACGGUCGAGUGCAUCAUAAAUUAGGUCUUGUUUUAGGACCUGGGGUAGAACAUUAUCGACCUGAAGCCAGACGAUACAAUGUUCUCACGGGUGAGGAUAUAGGUCCAACGUGGACAGCGGAUGGGCAUAAAAGAGUAAGUGGCAACAGAAAUUUGUUUAACGGAAGACGACUAUUGGAACAGCAUGGUGCUUCAUCUUUUCCAAGAACUGUCCAGCAUUAUGAAGUAAUCAGAUAA
Dimorphilus gyrociliatus is the source of this 721-nucleotide messenger RNA. Lineage: Eukaryota; Metazoa; Annelida; Polychaeta; Dinophilidae. The record is from the annotation of a GenBank genome assembly.